This is a messenger RNA of Varanus komodoensis (Komodo dragon), 9152 nucleotides long. RefSeq names its product dual specificity tyrosine phosphorylation regulated kinase 2 (gene DYRK2). Bases 457 to 2268 code for a protein of 603 amino acids. The transcript is spliced from 3 exons. Gene Ontology annotation, molecular function: protein serine/threonine/tyrosine kinase activity; ATP binding; protein serine/threonine kinase activity. Gene Ontology annotation, biological process: peptidyl-serine phosphorylation; peptidyl-threonine phosphorylation. Gene Ontology annotation, cellular component: nucleus. The record is from RefSeq and is a predicted model, not a curated record. Lineage: Eukaryota; Metazoa; Chordata; Lepidosauria; Squamata; Varanidae.
UUCUGUCCCCGCAGGGGGAGAAGGAGGGAGGCAGGGAGGGAAGGCAGGAAGGAGCGGUGUUCUUGCCGCCGCCUCUGCCAUACUGGGAAGAGACUCGGGGAUCCUGGAAACUGGCGGGGUGAUGUGUUUGGGGCGGGGGGCGGCGGCGGCGCUCUUGCUGCUGCCGCCGCCUCUGCUACCGCUGGAGAAAGAAGACGAGGACAAGGAGGGCGAGGAGGCGCCGGCGGAGGAGGCUGAAGCCGGGGGUGGCUGCUGCCCGGCGGGCCCGGGCUUGCGGGGACGGAUGCUGCGGAAGAGUGCGCGGCUGGGUGGUGUAGCUGCUGCCGCUUGCAAGCAGACGGCGACGGGAGCUGCCGAUCGGAAGGGCCGGGCCGAAGCAGCGGACAAGGAGGCGAAGAUCCCGCGGAGCCGCGGCAGUCUUAAAAUGUAUUCAUCUCGCCCUGCUCUCCAGCGGCCAUGUUAACCACCAGGAAAGCUUCAGCUGCUGGCGCUGGAGGGGCUGCUGCCGCUUGCCCAGCUGGCAGCAGGAGCGGAGGGGAGAGCGCUCGCCCGUUCCAGGCUUCCCCGGGGAUUGGAGCCGGAGGGGCCUCUCGCACGGGCGCUGGGACCGGACCGCCUUCCCCCAUCGCUCUGCCGCCGCUGAAGCCCAGCAGCGCCGCCCACUCGGUUGGUGGAAAUAAGCACACAAUGAAUGAGCACCUACAUGUUGCCAGCCAUGGGCAGAUACAGGUUCAGCAACUGUUUGAAGACAAUAGCAACAAAAGGACCGUCCUGACAACGCAACCCAAUGGGCUUACAACAGUAGCAAAAUCAGGAUUGCCGGUGGUGCAAGACCGACAGCUGGACAGCGCUCAUAGGCGGCAAGGGAGCUCCAGCUCUCUGAAGUCCACAGAGGGGCCAGGGAAGGUGAAAGCAUGUCCUUUAACUCCAGAGCAAGCAAUGAAGCAAUACAUGCAAAAGCUAACAGCCUUUGAGCAUCAUGAAGUCUUCAACUACCCUGAAAUCUACUUUUUGGGUCCAAAUGCAAAGAAGAGACAAGGUGUAAUUGGUGGUCCAAACAAUUGUGGAUAUGAUGACGACCAGGGGUCUUACGUACAAGUACCCCAUGAUCAUAUCUUAUACAGAUAUGAGGUCCUGAAGGUUAUAGGGAAAGGAAGUUUUGGACAAGUGGUGAAGGCCUAUGAUCACAAAAUGCAUCAGCACGUAGCCCUGAAAAUGGUGAGGAACGAGAAGCGUUUUCACCGCCAAGCCGCAGAAGAAAUUAGAAUUCUGGAGCACCUAAAAAAGCAGGAUAAGGAUAACAACAUGAACGUUAUACACAUGCUGGAAAACUUCACAUUCCGCAACCAUAUCUGCAUGACAUUUGAGUUGCUGAGCAUGAACCUUUAUGAGCUCAUCAAGAAAAACAAAUUUCAGGGCUUUAGCCUGCCACUGGUUCGUAAGUUUGCCCACUCGAUUUUGCAGUGCUUGGAUGCUUUGCACAAAAACAGAAUCAUUCACUGUGACCUUAAGCCAGAGAACAUUCUGUUGAAGCAACAGGGUCGGAGUGGCAUUAAAGUUAUUGAUUUUGGCUCCAGCUGUUACGAGCACCAGCGUGUCUACACUUACAUUCAGUCACGUUUUUACCGUGCUCCAGAAGUCAUCCUCGGUGCUCGUUAUGGGAUGCCCAUAGACAUGUGGAGCCUGGGCUGCAUUCUUGCAGAGCUCUUAACAGGUUAUCCACUCCUUCCAGGAGAAGACGAAGGGGAUCAGCUGGCUUGUAUGAUAGAACUGCUGGGCAUGCCUUCUCAAAAACUGUUAGAUUCAUCCAAAAGAGCAAAAAAUUUUGUGAGCUCAAAGGGUUAUCCCCGGUACUGUACCAUUACUACCUUGUCAGAUGGUUCUGUAGUACUCAAUGGUGGCCGUUCCCGGAGGGGCAAGUUGCGUGGCCCACCAGAGAGCAGAGAGUGGGGGAGCGCACUGAAAGGAUGUGACGAUCCCCUCUUCCUUGACUUCUUGAAACAGUGUUUAGAGUGGGAUCCUACCUUGCGCAUGACACCCGGUCAGGCUUUACGGCAUCCCUGGCUAAGGAGACGUUUGCCAAAGCCUCCGACUGGGGAGAAGACAUCAGCAAAAAGAAUAACAGAGAGCACUGGUGCUAUCACAUCAAUUUCCAAGUUACCUCCAACUUCAAACUCAGCUUCAAAACUGAGGACUAAUCUGGCACAGAUGACAGAUGCCAAUGGGAAUAUUCAGCAAAGAACCGUGUUGCCAAAACUUGUUAGCUGAGUUUGAAUAAUCUGAUGCUGAUUUUGCAAACAACAAGAAUUAUUAUGUCACUGAGCCUUAUUCAUAUGAAAAAGUAGCUCAGAUUUCUAUUUUUAUUUGCUCAGUAACUUUAAACAUUUGUAUUUUUUCAGUACUCACUUUAAAUAUGUAAGAAAAUUGGGUUUGAUUUUAUAAAAAUAACAUGGGGACAAUGCUUUAAGUUUUUACACUUUUUUUUAAUGAAAUGUUUUUCUUAUAAAAUACAGUUAGCCUUACUAUGGGAUUUGUGUGGCACGAUAAUAAGUGUCAGUGGCAGGCCACUGGUUAUGACCUAACAACCAUAUAUUAUAGUUUGAUGGGGAGUGGAGGCUCUGUUCUUCACCCACCCCAUGGUUCAUAUUGGCUUUUCCUUGGAGUGAAUAAUACUUGCCUAUUUCUGCUUUUGAUUGUAGCAGUAGACUCCAAUCCCGCAAACAUUGACCUGUAUUUUUCUUUGGCGAUUUAGAAAACAUUCAGGGGUACAAGUGAAGGUUCUGCAUAGCUGCUUGUAGAAGCUGCAUCCCUAAUAGAGAUAAUUAACAGAUUUCUCGCACCUAUAGCAGGUAUCUGCUACAUGACAAUGAAGACGUUGAAAAGCUGUAGGGGGUUUUCAUUUCGGCACACUCACACCAGCCCCCGAGCUUGCCCCAGUUCCCAUGUGGCAUUUCCCUGUCUGGUGUCCAGAGAGGGAAAAUGGAAAUUCUGGAAAAAAGUAAAAUAUAUGCAAGACUUUCUUUCUAAAGUCGAACUUAUUUUAUUGCUUUUACAGCAUAAAUGCAUAAUUUAUAACUUAGCUUAUAAAUUGCAGUAUUUGGCAUAUUUAUGAACUUCAGAGAGCAAUCACCUGCAUGUUUACUCAGAAGUUUACAGUUAUUCUAUGGACCUUGCUCCCAGGAAAGUGCACCCAGAGGGGCAGCCUCAAAAUUUAAAAUGCUUUAGGCUGCUAUCCUAUACACUCUUAAACCUGGAAGUAAGUCCCACUGGACUAAGCGGGACUUAUAUAUCUGAGUAGACAGGCAAAACAUUGCACUGUUUGGUAGCAGAGCGUCUGUGUCUGACUCAGCUAAGAGGAAUAGCGAAAGAAUUGACUGCAAGGAAGGUGCAAAAUGCAUUUUGGAGAUGAAUGUUGUGUAUGCUGACUGUACACAGGAAUUUCCAUUCUUGAACAUGGCCAUUCAUUUCAAAAGGGAAAAUAUUUCAUGAGAGUGUAUUUCAGGGUUCUCCCAAAUUUCCAAUUGUUUGAUUGGAAAAACUCAACAAAAAAAGGAGCCCUUGGGAGGAAAGAAUAAGGAAAGAAGAUUCCUGCACCCCACCCCACUUCACGCAGCCAAACCAGAGCCUUUUUCUGGAUGCAAGAGCAGACUUAAGCUGCCCUUUCAGCUCUGUAUACCGCAUGGGUCUAACAUUUUCAGGAUUCUCACUGUCUACCAGGUCCAUCAAUGCAGGCAGCAAGCAUACUCUGAUUGACGUUUCCCUCUCCUUUCCUCCAGGUUCUGUAUUGUGGAAGUCCCACGGCUACCUCGGGUUGGAUCACUUAGGGGUUCCAGCAUGUGCCAGCCAGCCUUGCUAACUGGGGCAUGCUCAGAGUUGUAGGAUUAUUUUCUGUCUAUACAUGCUUAAGAUCACGCCCUUAGGGACUCACAGUUCAGUUUUACAUGUAAUACUCUUUUUACAGGCUGUGAAUAAUUACUCGUACCGCAUCAAAUGAGGUACGAGUAUAAUUUAACUAUUACAGAAUUAAACCCAGAGGUAGGCAACCAGGUAUCCUCCAGGUAGUUUUUACUACAAGUCCCAUAAAAACUAGGCAUUUUCUGGGGCAUAUGGGAACAGUUAUCCAAAACUUCUGGAAGGCACCAAGUUGCUUAUCCUUGUGCUGAGAUAUAUAUGUGUGUGUGUGUGUGUUUUACCCCAUUGAACCUGUGGGUUCAGAUCUGUUAAGGAAUGGACAGAAUUCUUUGAUUUUUCUCCAGAAACAGCACAGAGUUCCUGGAAUAUUUCUGUAUGGAAGUUUUCUUGCCAGGAUUGGUUUGAAUGUAUUGACCUGGCUUUAUUAAUCCAUUAAUCCAUACUAAGAUUCCAAAACUUUGCUCAGAACUGGGGCAGACCAACACAGUAUGUGUGAUAUUUGUGUGCUCCCAGUGUCCAGUUUCCCAUUAGCUCUCCCACAAAUCUGCAGAAAUGAGCUCCAAAAUAUAUUGUUUAGGAAUUUUCAAUCAAUCAGUUACUAAAUAUGAACAAAAUGUUCUUCAGAAAUGAUAUAAUAUCCUUAUUAGUAUAGAAGGAUAAAUGAAGGUGGAUGGAAGCAUGCUAUCUAUAGAUCUGAUGUGAUUUCUGAAGGAAAAAACCAUGCAAAGCAAAAUAUUGCAUACUGGACAUUGAAGCAGUAAAAACUUUGAGAUACAUAUUUGUAUUCUUUUGUUCUCACCUGUUAUCUUCUGUCUACCUGUGCUUGAAAGCACAGAGCAGCCUUUACAUGUGUAUUCAGAAGAACUGUCUGAUUUGAAUCUGUGUUGACCAGACCCCUGUAGAAAUUUCAAUUUUUGCUUUGGACAGUAUCCAGUGUUGUCACAGCACAAGUGCUAAUGAUGUUGCUAGGCAAAGGGGAAAAGCGGUGAAUCGCUGCUGAAAUUUGGUGGUAAACAGCACCACUGAAAUUUGGUGAUGAAUCACUGCCUUAUCUUUUUCUUAGCAAGUGUUAAUGCCAUUUUGCUCGUGUCACUUCAUCCCUGUGCAAUGAUAUUGGCAAUAGCACUGAGAAAGCAUUGGAUAUCAACCCUGAUUUUUACAGAGAGAAAGGUUAGGCACAAUUCACCAGGAAACUUAAUAGUACACUCUUAUUAAAUUAAAUACGAGUGGUACAAGAGUUCCACUUGUGCCCAUUCAUUUCAAUGGAAGUUGUGCUGGAGAAUGCCUUGCUGGAUAUGGUUGCCUGAUGGAUUAUGACCUCAAUGAUACAUCGUACCACAACUGAGGCUACCAUUAUUUAGCUAUUUCUGUAAACCAUAUUUGGGUUGUUGUUUUUAAAAAAUGGAACUCUAAAAGCAAUAUGCAGUAUACUAUCUAAAUAUUAGAGCUGUGCUGUUUUACAAUUGUUGCAAAACAUGUGUUCAAGUUACCCCUGUGUGCACAUCUAGAACAUCUGGGCCAAUCAGGUUUUCCAGACAUGUUCACUGGUGUGCUUAAAUAUGUGUGCUAAUACAUAUUUCACGUCUACAUUGUAUGUAUCUGUUGCUGAAAACAUCAAUACACCAGUGAUGAUUCCUACAGUAAUUCUAUAGCACUGCCAUUAGAUUCUAGAGGCAUUACUUGAAUAUUUAAGGAGCUGUCUAUGAGAUAUUCUAGUAAUCAGUGGAGUUGCAUCUAUUCUUCUAGUGUCUUUCCUUAGGAAUCAUGUUCCAGAUUUGUCGAAGAUCUCGUCCAAGUGUUGACUGGUACAAAUGAGUGGUUUGAAAACGAGACAGAAGCAUUUGUGCAGCAAAUAAAGGCAUGUGCAAGCUUUAACUCAUUUACAAGUUUGGUAUGCUUGGGAAGCUUGUAUGGAGAGAAAGUCAAAAGACAGUUGCAGCUUCAUGUUACCUCUUAAUGGAAACUUCGAAUGAAAGAGCAGGCAUUAGGUUGAUUUUUCAGUUUUGUAAACAUGGUCAUUUUCAAGGAAGGACACCUUGGGCCUGUUCACUUGCUUCUUCUGUCACAGAGAGGCUUGAAGUUUUGAUCAGAUAGACAUAGGUUAGAUGUAUGUAGUGCAACCUAGUUAAUUUUUUAUUUAUUUUGCAUGGAGAAGGAAAGCCAAGACCAGGUUGAAUGAAAAUAAUUCAAAUACACGGAUCCUGCAUUGGAAGAUUUUUUUUUUCAAAUGCAAACUAACGUUGUUAAAAUCAAUGUUACAUAUGCAGUGAUCAUGAUAUUUAGUGAGAAGUUUUAAAUUGUCUCAGGCUUAAAUUCAAACAAUUGUGGGUACUAGAAUAAUGAGAGAUUUGGUUUGGUUUUAGCAAGCUUCAAUAAUAAUGUUCACAACUUUGAUGAUAUGCACAAAUCUAAUUACAAUAAUUGUAAACAAUGUCUUUAGUUACUUAAAGCAUGGUCCCCAGAGAGGCCAAGAAAGUUUCCGGUCAAUUUCUUUAAAAAAUUCAGAUAUUUCAUAUUUUUUAAAAAAUGAAAAUGUGUUUUUGUUAACUAUGCUUUGUGAAAUGGGCAUACAUUAAAAAAAAUGAAUUCUCAGGAAACAAAAAAUUCCCUUGCUUGCCAACCUCCCCACAAACUGAUCUGUGGCUAAAAGAAGAUGUUUGUUAAUAUUUAGCAAUGUUCGUUAUUAUGCCUAUUUAAAUUCCCAUUUUUAGAAACCUCUUAAAUUCCCAAAUGACACUAAAUUAUUUAUAGUAUUAAAUGUAUGCCAUUCUCUAGUGUGUGGCUAUGCAAUAUGCAUACAUGUGUGUAACAGCAAAAGCAACUUUGGGAUCUAAGCGUCCAUUGAUUACCUUGAUGAUUAGCUAUACACUUAGCCUGUGAUCCCAGUCCCCAUGGGCCCCCAGUGCUUGACUGGAGCUCUGGAUGUACAGCUUUCUCCAUUCAGAGAGAUGCUGGGCAGCAUGCGAGCAACAGUGGCUAUAUGGGGAGCCCUGCAUAGAUGUGAAUGGGAGUUUUACAUGCACAGGAGUGUGCUAGUAUGGGCCAGGUGCUUGGGAUGGACCUGUGAUUUCUUCCCCCACCCCGCAAAAUUCAUAGUAUUAAAUAAAUGUGUCCAUUACAUUUUAAUGCAAUCCUGCAGAUGUUAACAUAAAUGGGAAAGAAUUGUGAUGGAAACAAGGAACCAGAACUUAAAUACUGAUCGUGCAUUUGUAAUUGGUCAUAAUCAUAGAGGCUACCGGAAACUUUUAGGCCCAAAUACAGUGUGCAGAGCUGCUGCUUCUUCUUUAAUCCUAAUAUGAAACAUCCUGUGUGCUUUCACAGUAAAAAGGGGCAGAAAUCUUACAGUUUUUACUGAGCUGGCUGCUUUUUAUUGUAGUUUAUUUUUAAUUGGUAUAGGGAGGGGAAAUAGGGAAGAAAAAAAACACAUUUUAAAGGAUGUUGCCUCUUGCUUUGACAUGAUUUUGUUUCUAAGGGCUCUAAUUAGUUGGUCUGAUAGAGGUUGGCUUGGAAACUUUGCUUAGCAUCACUUGUUACCAUUGUCUGGGGACAUCUGUGCUUCUUCGCAGAAGUAGGAACAGCACAGUGUUGCCUUUUCUUGAGUAGCAGUCUCAUUUUGCCCAGCUCGUGUGCUGCUGGAGGGUUGGAAAAUUUGCUUCUUCAGUAUGUUGGUAUAACCAGGAGGACAAUAGAGUGCAAGAUGUGUAAAAGAAACAUGGAGAAUCAAAUUGUGCCCUUGAUGUUAACAAUGUGCCUUUUGUUACGAACAACUUCAUGUUGUGCAGCAUGCAAUGUUGUCUCUUUAACCCUUUGAAUGCUGUACUAUGUACUAAGGUGGAAAUCUAUUUUUAAAAUACUAUACUUGUUUUUAAUAUGUCUCUCUGCCUAAUCUACUAGCAGCUUCUCCUGUGUACAUCUCAGUGAAAUUAAUGAGUGCUCCAUGAGAACAUUUUAGUAUAUUCUCAAAAGAUUCACAAUUCUAUCCAUUGGGUAUGAGCAGGAGAGGUUUCCAGUUGAUUUUGCCCCGAGUUUUCAGGGCUUUACUAUAGAUCAGCAAGGCUAUCAUACUAUUCAGCAGGAGACAGAAUACUCUGUUGUAGUUAUUUUCAUGCUCCUUCAAGGGUUAAAGAUGGCACUUCAUAGUAGUUAGCUGUAACCUUAACAUUGGACUGAUUUUUAAAGAACUAUUUUUUGUUUUGGUAUGACAGCACUAGACAGAAUCAACUGUAUUUGUAAAAAGGAAAAAAAUUACCUCAAACUGUUUAAUUUUAUAGUGAGAAUUAAUCCCAGGGCAUUUGGUAUGAACCAAAGUGCAUUCCUUUUCUACGCGUCUGGCUCCAAUAAAUGCAGCCGGGAAUUUUUACAAUUUGGGUGCAAGGCAUUUAAUGCCACUUUUACCUUGGUGGGUGGUUUGGGGGUCAUGAAAGGACUCCUGAAGAAUGUUGUUGUUGUUGUUGUUUUAAUAAAAAGACACUUUAUGGCUACUGCGAAGCAGGCAGCAUUGAUGACAAUGGGGCUUGCAUGAAACCUUGCGCAGAUGCCAUUGAAGUGAAUGGAGACUGGACAGCAACAGUGCUUGGGGGAUUGUGUCUGUUAAAGUAGCAAUGGGCUAUAUUAGACUCUUUAGGCACGUGUCAGAGUUCUUCAAUUCCGUCUAUUUUUCAUAAGGUUUUUUUCAAUCAGAGGUAGCUGGUAAACAUAUAUUCUUUUCUUUUUUAAACAUUUUUAUGUCAGUAAAGAUUUUAGCAUUACCCACUUGAAAUGCUAUGGUAGCAUUAAAAUAACAAAAACAUUUGUGAAUUACAUGGUUUCUAGGGGCAUGUACAUCUGUGCUACAAAAUACAAAGUAAUAUGAAAAAGUCAUUGUAUUUACUCAGCUCAAUUGCUACGAUUAUGUCUAAGGUGUACAUUGGGUUUGUUUUUCUUUUCUUUUUUAAAUAAGCAAUGACUUAGACACGUGACUGUAAUAUGCUGCAAUUGUGUGUACUGAAAAUGUGGAAAAAUGAUUGAAUGUGGAUUGUGUAUAUAUGUAUGUAAAUUUUUACGUGAGAUGCUGCUGCUGUCACAGCCAACUUCACAUUAAAUAUGUUGUAGGAGGUUUUAAUCCUUGUGGCCAGUUUUAUGAUACUGCAUAUGUAUUGUAUAGCUGAGAACAGGAGUUAAAACUGUUUUAGUGAAUAUUUGUUACAUUUAUUGUUGUGGCCAGAGAUCAUUUCAGAAUAAAAUUUUAUGUCCUGCAUAAA